This is a messenger RNA of Closterium sp. NIES-65, 498 nucleotides long. The record is from the annotation of a GenBank genome assembly. Lineage: Eukaryota; Viridiplantae; Streptophyta; Zygnematophyceae; Desmidiales; Closteriaceae.
AUGCUCUUGCCGCAGGCGAUUCGUGCGUGGAUUGUUCGGCGAGGCAGUCCUGGUGGUGGAAGGUACGGCCCUACUGGAGGUGCCAGAGCUCCUAGUCCUGGAGGUGCUACUGGUGCUGAAGGUGCUGGAGCUGCUAGUCCUAGAGGUCCAGCUGGUGCUGGAGGUGCUGGAGCUGCUGGCACUGGAGGUGCUGGUGCUGCUGGUGUUGGAGGUGCUGGACGUGCUGCCGGUGCUGGAGGCGCUGGAGCUGGAGGUACUGGGGGUACUGGAGCUGCUAGUCCUGGAGGUGCUCGUACAGGAGGUGCUAGAGCUGCCGGAGUUGGUGGUGCUGUUGGUGCUGGAGGUGCUGUUGGGGGUGCUGGAGGUACUGGAGGUGUUGGAGGUGCUGGAGCUGCUGGUUCUGGGGGUGCGCGUACUAGAGGUGCUGGAGCUGCCGGAGCAUGUGGUGCUGCUGGUGCUGGAGGUGCUGCUGGAGCUGCUGGCACUAGAGCGUCGUGA